AUGAAUGAUAUUUCCCAAAAGGCUGAGAUUCUGCUUUCUUCAUCUAAACCUGUCCCAAAAACCUAUGUGCCAAAACUUGGCAAGGGUGAUGUAAAGGAUAAGUUUGAAGCCAUGCAGAGAGCCAGGGAAGAAAGAAAUCAAAGGAGAUCUAGAGAUGAAAAGCAAAGAAGAAAAGAACAAUAUAUUAGAGAGAGAGAAUGGAACAGGAGAAAGCAGGAGAUUAAAGAAAUGCUUGCUUCUGAUGAUGAGGAAGAGGCAUCUUCUAAAGUAGAAAAGGCUUAUGUCCCAAAGCUAACAGGAACUGUUAAAGGUAGAUUUGCUGAAAUGGAGAAACAAAGACAAGAAGAACAAAGAAAGAGGACAGAGGAGGAACGAAGACGCAGAAUUGAGCAGGAUAUGUUAGAGAAGAGGAAGAUACAACGUGAAUUAGCAAAAAGGGCUGAGCAGGUAAAUGAAGAGGAGGAAAACCAAGACACAGAAAAAAUUUUAAAAGGGUACCGCCCUGGUAAACUCAAACUCAGCUUUGAAGAAAUAGAAAGACAAAGGAGAGAAGAUGAAAAAAAGAAAGCAGAAGAAGAAGCCAGAAGGAGAAUAGAGGAAGAAAAGAAGGCAUUUGCUGAAGCAAGGAGAAGCAUGGUAGUAGAUGAUGACUUCCCAGAGAUGUAUAAAACAAUUUCUCAAGAAUCUCUUACACCGGGAAAACUGGAAAUUAAUUUUGAAGAAUUAUUAAAACAAAAAAUGGAAGAAGAAAAACGACGAACGGAGGAAGAAAGGAAGCAUAAGCUAGAGAUGGAAAAACAGGAAUUUGAACAACUGAGACAAGAAAUGGGAGAGGAAGAGGAAGAACAUGAAACCUUUGAACUGAGUAGGGAAUAUGAAGAAUUAAUAAAAUUGAAAAGAAGUGGCUCUAUUCAAGCUAAAAAUUUAAAAAGCAAGUUUGAAAAAAUUGGACAACUGUCUGAAAAAGAAAUCCAGAAAAAGAUAGAAGAAGAACGAGCAAAAAGGAGAGCAAUUGACCUUGAAAUUAAAGAGCGAGAAGCAGAAAACUUUCAUGAGGAAGAAGAUGUUGAUGUCAAGCCUGCAAAAAAAAGUGAGGCUCCAUUUACUCAUAAAGUGAAUAUGAAAGCUAGAUUUGAACAAAUGGCUAAGGCAAGAGAAGAAGAGGAACAAAGAAGAAUUGAAGAACAAAAGUUACUACGCAUGCAGUUUGAACAAAAGGAAAUUGAUGCAGCACUACAAAAGAAAAGAGAAGAGGAGGAGGAAGAAGAAGGUGGUAGCAUCAUGAAUGGUUCCACUAUUGAAGAUGAGGAGCAAACGAGAUCAGGAGCUCCAUGGUUCAAGAGGCCUCUAAAAAACACAUCAGUUGUAGACAGUGAGCCAGUUAGAUUUACUGUUAAAGUAACAGGAGAACCCAAACCAGAAAUUACAUGGUGGUUUGAAGGAGAAAUACUGCAAGAUGGAGAAGACUAUCAAUAUAUUGAAAGAGGAGAAACUUACUGCCUUUAUUUACCAGAAACUUUCCCAGAAGAUGAAGGAGAAUAUAUGUGUAAAGCGGUCAACAACAAAGGCUCUGCAGCUAGUACCUGUAUUCUUACAAUUGAAAGUAAGAAUUAA
Messenger RNA from Puma concolor (puma), 1614 nucleotides. Lineage: Eukaryota; Metazoa; Chordata; Mammalia; Carnivora; Felidae. The record is from RefSeq and is a predicted model, not a curated record.